Molecule: messenger RNA, 1758 nt
Organism: Branchiostoma belcheri (Belcher's lancelet)
Lineage: Eukaryota; Metazoa; Chordata; Leptocardii; Amphioxiformes; Branchiostomatidae
Product: prokineticin receptor 1-like
Exons: 4
Coding region: 125-1252 (375 amino acids)
Biological process (GO): neuropeptide signaling pathway
Cellular component (GO): membrane
Molecular function (GO): neuropeptide receptor activity
Source: RefSeq, a predicted model, not a curated record
GCAUGAGGAAUCCGGUGAGCCGCUUGGCGUGAAAUAAUUCCUCGCACUAGUGUAUGUUCUAACCAUAUGCGUCUGCGGCGUAGGCAACCUCCUAUUGCUCAUAGUUAUCGCCGCGUAUAAGAAAAUGCGGACGAUCACCAACGCGCUGAUCGCAAACCUGGCUUUCUCCGACUUCAUAGUCGCUGUGGUUUGCAUGCCGCUGAUAAUGGACUACUACAUAGUCCGCCCUGACCGCUACUGGACAUAUAGCGACACCACAUGCACAGUCAUCAACUACCUGCGGAUGGCAUCUCUGUACGUGUCCACCAACUCUCUUCUGGUCAUCGCGAUUGAUCGGUACGUGGUUCUCGUCUGUACCAGCGUUACACGGAUGUCACCCCGGGGUGCGUUCAUCGUCACUGUCCUGGUGUGGGCAGUGUCCAUGCUCCUGGCCAUCCCUGCAGCCGUCUACUCAAAAGCCGUCCCCUACCAAAGUGGCCGGUCAGCCUUCUGCGGACAAGUCUGGCCAGUAGACGCCGAAAACAUGUACAAGGCCUACUACCUGACAUUGUUCAUCCUCCAGUUCGCCCUGCCAGUCCUCAUCAUGGGCUUUUGCUACAUCCGGAUCGGCCUACGCAUAUGGUACCGAACGGUUCCCGGACAUCAGACCGACGAACAACAGUUGAGAAUCCAGCAGUCCAAACGCCGCGUGGUGCGGCUGCUCAUGGUCAUCGUCGCCCUCUUCACCCUCGGCUGGCUCCCCUACUACAUCUACGCCAUCAUCCGAGACUUCUUCCCAGAAAUCCUGCACGACACCCACCACAACACAACCAUCUACUUCAUCGUGGAGGCACUCGGGAUGUCCAACAGCAUGAUCAACACUAUCGUGUACAUCCUCAUGAACAAGAGCGCCAGGAAGCACAUCAAGAUGUUAGCUAGUGACUGUAUGGCGUUACGAAGAAAUAGACAAAACAGACGAGUUGGGGCUCAGCCGGGAGUCAUGGUCCGGGCACACACUUCCUCAGACACAAAAUCACCCAGUUCUCGGGAAAGAAGGGAGGGCGGGAAUAAAAUAAACCCAUUGGUGGAGCUCCAGACUGUUCGCACUGCGGCAGUAAAUAAUCAAGACGCUUCUUCAUCUAGCGGUGAAAACAGUCGACUGAAACUCACCCCUAGAGAGUUUCGGCAACAUCUCCAGCACGCCUAUACCCUCCCGGGUGGGGUACAGACCACCUCGCAAAUCGAGGACUGCAAAAUCUCUACAAUUGCCUAAAGAAUUGAUCAAACACGCUUGAAAUCAUAUCUGGUGGUGCAAUAAUAUGUAGAGGUAGAAAUCGAUCACCCCAAACUUUCUAUACGCCACAAAGAACACAUGUUGACAAAGGAAUGUUUGCUAGUGCAUAAGUAAGAAAAUAAACCAACCAUACAAAUCACAGGCAAUCAGCUGGUUAACCGCAAAAUCAGACUUUCAACAUAUUCAUUAGCUACGUGUAUACAUUGACUGCAAAAGUCUAACACCAGACGAACGGAGGGCCCCAACUCUGCUCUUUUUCAUAAGCCUUUUUCAAUACAUGAAACGACAUUAAUGAACGGACAUGUACCAUACCAUAGCCUAACUUCCGACUUUUAAUCAGUAGAGUUAGAUGUGUUUUUGAAAUAUCAUGUUUACGUAAGGUCAUAUGUCUAUGGUUUUAUUACACGUAUGCUUAUGGAUUUAUUAGGACUUCCUUCAUGAUGUAUUUUUGUUAUAUUUUUUCUGACUUUUUCUUCUUCACCUAA